AGACGCGGGGGACCCAAAACAAAUUUAAACAAGUGGAAGAACAAAAAUUUUACAAUACAAUAAUUUACCACACGUGAAUACCCAAUUACAAAAGUUACCAUCAACCAUUCAAUAUACAGAUGACAUUAGCAAUUGUUCAGGCGUUUAUAGAUAGAGUACUGGUAUUGUUGGGGGUGGACGAUGCCAGUUUGAAAGUGUUGUUUUGUACGCUUUUGUCGUUCCCAUUUAGUUUCAUCUUUAAGAGGUUACCUGAUGAAAACUAUACAUUGAAGAAUCUAUAUAAUGUUGGUGUAUCUGCCUUCUAUGUGUUUGGUGUGCUUGGGAUAUACCAUGGUAUCAUGACAUUGCUGUUCUCUGCUGCGGGAUGUUAUUUCAUUACUAGAUAUGUUAGAACUCCUGCAAUGCCUUGGAUCAACUUUUUAUUUUUGAUGUCACAUUUAGCUUACAAUCAUCUUAUGACUCAAUUCUUCAGUGUUUAUGAUAAAACUAAGAUUGAUAUGUCUGGAGCUCAAAUGGUGUUGGUCUUGAAACUUACAGCUUUUGGAUGGAGUGUUUAUGAUGGACGUCAACCUGUUGGAGAAUUGAAUGCAUAUAAUAAAUCGAGGGCCAUCAAGAAGCAUCCAAAUAUAUUACCAUACAUUGGAUAUGUAUUCUUUUAUGCUUCGUUAUUGACUGGACCUUCAUUUGAUUAUGCUGCUUAUGAUAGAUUUCUUCACUCCACUCUUUUUGAUGAUGUACCAGAAGAUAAAAGACCAGGUAAAAGAAAGAGAAAAAUUCCAAGAAGUGGUAGACAAGCAUUAUCAAAGACUCUUCAAGGGGCAUUCUGUGCAACCUUACUUGUUCAUGCUCCUAAGUAUAUUACAAUUCAAUAUGCUUUAUCACCUGCAUUUGUGAAUGAACAUAACUUUAUAUAUCGUAUUUUUUAUUUGUGGAUUCUAAGUUUUACUCAAAGAUUGAGAUAUUACACCAUUUGGUUGAUUGCUGAAGGUGCGUGUAUCUUAUGUGGAUUGGGAUAUAAUGGAUAUGAUCCAGUCACUGAUAGUUUCAAAUGGGAUCGUGUUCAAAAUAUUGAUCCAUUUAUUUUUGAAACCAGUCAAAAUAUGCAUACUUCUUUAGAAGCUUGGAAUAUGAAUACCAAUAAAUGGUUAAAAAAUUAUGUUUAUUUGAGAGUGGCUAGAAAGGGAAAGAAACCAGGAUUUAAAAGUACUUUAUUCACAUUUGUCACCAGUGCAUUCUGGCAUGGUACUAGACCAGGUUAUUAUAUAACUUUUGUAUUAGGAGCUAUUCUUCAAACUGUCGGAAAAAUUUUCAGACGUAAUUUAAGACCAAUAUUCUUAAAAGCAGAUGGUAAGACACCAAAAUCAAAUAAGAUUUAUUAUGAUAUUGUAUGUUACUUUGUCACUCAAUUAACAUUUGGAUUUCUUGCUCAACCAUUUGUUUUAUUAGAAUUCCCUAAAUCAAUUCAAAUUUGGAGCACAUGUUAUUUCUAUGUUCCAAUAAUUUCCUUAAUAGUGAUCUUUUUGUUUAAUGGACCUUAUAAAAAACAAGUGGUUGGUUAUUGUAAAUCAUUCCAAGAUAGUGAAAAAUACAAGAAUAAGCUUGCACCAGAAGAAGCUGAGAUUGUUAAUAAUGCCGUUGAAACAUUAUUAGAAAAGGAAUCAGCUGAUAAUAUUCCAACUCUUGGUUUACCACCCAUUGAUUAUUUACAAACAGUAGAUAAGAAGGAAGUUAAUCAAGAUAUAAACGAUCUUAGACAAGCCUGGACAUCAUUCAGAGGUCGUAGAGGAUCUAUUAAAGAAGAUGAUUUCGAAGGAUUAAAAGAUGCUUAUAAUAAUUUUACGACUGAAAUCAAUCAAAUUUUAACCUCUCGUAAACAAGAGUUUAUAAACACAAGGCUGACUAAGCCAACAGCCAAGAAAGAUUAAGAUUGCGUGGUAAUGGAGAAGACUACAUUUAAGUGAUUAAGUUUUAUAUACAUACAUACAUAUAUUAUUAUAUAAUUUGAUAUAAAAAUACAGUUUAAUUGUGACUUAUCAGGAGUGUCGGAUUAUUCAUAAUUUAUAAAGUCUAGAAUUUUUCAUGACGUAUUCCCCCC
Scheffersomyces coipomensis is the source of this 2095-nucleotide messenger RNA. It is a transcript of the gene LPT1, whose product is annotated as lysophospholipid acyltransferase. Gene Ontology annotation, molecular function: 1-acylglycerophosphocholine O-acyltransferase activity; 1-acylglycerol-3-phosphate O-acyltransferase activity. The record is from RefSeq and is a predicted model, not a curated record. Gene Ontology annotation, biological process: glycerophospholipid biosynthetic process; lipid modification. NCBI's taxonomy places the organism in Eukaryota, Fungi, Ascomycota, Pichiomycetes, Serinales, Debaryomycetaceae. Gene Ontology annotation, cellular component: membrane; endoplasmic reticulum. Bases 120 to 1925 code for a protein of 601 amino acids. The transcript has a single exon.